AUAGGCCAUGGAGAGCAAGAGAGUUUCACCUCUGCAACAACAGUAGCAAGCCCCUCCAUGUCCUGGCACAGCGAAUGCACGCGUGCAUGGAUCUAACAACAAUGUCAACCACGACGACGUCCACGUCCCCAGAGCCCGACCAUGACCGCGGUCACCACCUCCCCUCCUCCACCUCCUUGGUGAUCCCGCCACCAUCGUCGCCGGCGGCGGCGGCGGCAAUGCCAGUGCCACCGCCACCGCCGGCUCUGCCGCCCACGAUCCCGGCCUUCGACCCGCACGACGGGCCGGCGAGCCUGCAGCUGAUCGAGGACCUGACCACCCACGCCGGCGCCAUCCAGCGCCGCGUCCUCCGCGAGAUCCUCGCCGAGAACGCCGGCGCCGACUACGUCCGCCACUUCUUUGGCGCCGACGCCGCGUCCCGCGGCGCCGACGAGCUCGCCGCCGCGUUCAAGUCCCGCGUCCCCGUCGUCGAGUACGAGGACGUCAAGCCGUACAUCGAGCGCAUCGCCAACGGCGCCCCCUCCUCCCUCAUCACCUCCAGGACCAUCACCGAGCUCCUCACCAGCUCCGGCACCUCCGGCGGGCAGCCGAAGCUGAUGCCGUCGACGGCGGAGGAGCUCGACCGCAAGACCUUCGUCUACAACCUCCUCAUCCCCGUCAUGAACCGCUUCGUGCCCGGCCUCGACGAGGGCCGGUGCAUGUACCUGCUCUUCGUCAAGCCCGAGGUCACCACGCCGUCGGGGCUGGCGGCGCGGCCGGUUCUGACGAGCUACUACAAGAGCCGCCACUUCCGGGAGCGGCCCGACAGCCCCUACGCGCGCUACACGAGCCCGACGGCGGCGAUCCUGUGCCCGGACAGCGCGCAGAGCAUGUACGCGCAGCUGCUCUGCGGCCUCGCCCGCCGCGGCGAGGUGCUCCGCGUCGGCGCCGUCUUCGCCUCCGCCUUCCUCCGCGCCGUCAAGUUCCUGGAGCGCCACUGGCGCGCGCUCUGCGCCGACCUCCGCGCCGGCCGCGUCGACGCCGCGCGCGUCGCGGACCCGGCGUGCCGGGCGGCCGUGUCCGCCGUGGUGGCGGGGCCGGACCAGGCGCUGGCCGACGCCGUCGCCGCCGAGUGCGCGGCGCCGUCGUGGCGGGGCAUCGUGCGCCGGCUCUGGCCGCGGACCAAGUACAUCGACGUGAUCGUGACGGGGUCCAUGGCGCAGUACAUCCCGCUGCUGGAGUUCUACGGCGGCGGGCUGCCGCUGGUGUCGGCCAUGUACGCGUCGUCCGAGUGCUACUUCGGCAUCAACCUCCGGCCGCUGGACCCGCCGGAGGAGGUCUCCUACACGCUGCUGCCCAACAUGUGCUACUACGAGUUCGUCAAGGUGGAGAAGGACGGCGAGGAGGUCCGGGACGGGGAGGUGGUGGACCUCGUCGACGUCGAGGUCGGCGGCCACUACGAGCUCGUCGUCACCACCUUCGCAGGGCUGUACCGGUACCGGGUGGGCGACAUCCUGCAGGUGUCGGGGUUCCACAACGCGGCGCCGCAGUUCCGGUUCGUGCACCGCCGCAACGUGGUGCUCAGCGUGGACACCGACAAGACCUCCGAGGACGACCUCCUCCGCGCCGUCACCGCCGCCAAGCGCCUCCUGGCGCCGCUCGGCGCCAUCCUCUCCGAGUACACGGCCUACGCCGACACGGCGUCCAUCCCGGGCCACUACGUCCUCUUCUGGGAGCUCACCCCGCCGCCGCUGCCCGCCUCCGGCGGCGGCGACGAAGAAGCCGUGGGCCGCGCCAUGGCCGCGUGCUGCGCCGCGGUGGAGGCCGGGCUUGACGCCGUGUACCGGCGGUGCCGGAGCCGCGACCGGUCCGUGGGCCCGCUGGAGAUCCGCGUGGUGAGCCCCGGCGCCUUCGACGCGCUCAUGGACCUCUGCGUCUCCCACGGCUCCUCCGUGAACCAGUACAAGACGCCGCGCUGCGUCAAGCACCCCGACGCCAUCGCCGUCCUGGAGGCGCGCGUCGUCGGCAGGUUCUUCAGCGUUGCCGUGCCGCACUGGGAGCCGCCGUUCCAGGUCGUCGCCGGCGCCGGCGCCGCCAGCUUGGACGAAGGGACGCUGGCGUGAGGCGUGCGUCGCUUUAAGAUCAGGGCCGGCCGGCGGCAGCGCACGGACGGCGGCUUCAAUUCCGGUGAUUACUGCGUAGAUAUAAUUAAAAUUAAUUGUGGAUGUGCAUGAUGUCAGUCUGAUGUGAUGUUCAGUUUUCACGGGAGAGCGCGUGAAUCGUGAUGCGUACCGACGUGUGUUAUCGCUCUAGUGUUGUUCGGUUGCAUUUGAGAUUGAUCAUAUAAUUUGUUCUUGUC
Molecule: messenger RNA, 2338 nt
Organism: Panicum virgatum (switchgrass)
Lineage: Eukaryota; Viridiplantae; Streptophyta; Magnoliopsida; Poales; Poaceae
Product: probable indole-3-acetic acid-amido synthetase GH3.13
Exons: 2
Coding region: 75-2102 (675 amino acids)
Cellular component (GO): cytoplasm
Molecular function (GO): acid-amino acid ligase activity
Source: RefSeq, a predicted model, not a curated record